AUGGACCUCUCCAUCGGGCUGGUUGAAUGUCCACACAACAUAACAACCGGCUUCCCCAGAGCCAGUGAGGAGAGAGUGAACAAGCAGCAGCAGCAGCUAUUACUAAGGCAACCAAAUCAGAUUCUUCCAACCAAGAAUGUGCCCACCUCACACACAACAUCAACCAGUCCUUUUUCUCCCCCCGCCACUCCCUGCCCUUGCAAUUUGGCACGGGACUCUGUCAUCACCAAGAGUCCCACAAGUGAUGUCCAAAUGCAAGAUCCUCCGUUGGAGAGGCUGGAGGCUUCAGUUCCUGCUUUGCUCCCUGAUGCCUAUACCACAGAGCAAAUCAUAUAA
Messenger RNA from Myotis brandtii (Brandt's bat), 336 nucleotides. Its product is annotated as arginine-fifty homeobox-like. NCBI's taxonomy places the organism in Eukaryota, Metazoa, Chordata, Mammalia, Chiroptera, Vespertilionidae. The transcript has 3 exons. The record is from RefSeq and is a predicted model, not a curated record. The coding region runs from base 1 to 336 and encodes 111 amino acids.